This is a messenger RNA of Morone saxatilis (striped sea-bass), 5014 nucleotides long. RefSeq names its product nuclear factor 1 B-type-like. Bases 63 to 1817 code for a protein of 584 amino acids. Gene Ontology annotation, biological process: regulation of transcription by RNA polymerase II. The transcript is spliced from 12 exons. Lineage: Eukaryota; Metazoa; Chordata; Actinopteri; Moronidae. Gene Ontology annotation, molecular function: DNA-binding transcription factor activity, RNA polymerase II-specific; RNA polymerase II cis-regulatory region sequence-specific DNA binding. Gene Ontology annotation, cellular component: nucleus. The record is from RefSeq and is a predicted model, not a curated record.
ACAGCAUGCCUCCACUGCUGCCCCUUUGAUUAGGUGUCUCAUCUUCCACCGGGCUGCGUCCGAUGAGAGCCGGCAGCACAGUGAUGGCUGGGAAACUGACAGAGAGGUCCAUUAAAUGGCAGCUUUGUUAUGACAUGUCAGCCAGGACGUGGUGGAUGGAUGAAUUUCAUCCCUUCAUCGAGGCACUUCUCCCUCACGUCCGUGCCAUUGCCUACACGUGGUUCAACCUCCAGGCCAGAAAACGCAAGUACUUCAAGAAGCACGAGAAGCGGAUGUCCAAGGAUGAGGAGCGCGCGGUGAAGGACGAGCUUCUGAGCGAGAAGCCCGAGGUUAAGCAAAAAUGGGCCUCCAGGCUGCUGGCCAAGCUGCGUAAGGACAUUCGGCAGGAGUACCGGGAGGACUUUGUCCUCAGCGUGACGGGCAAGAAGCACCCGUGCUGUGUGCUAUCCAACCCGGACCAGAAGGGCAAGAUCCGCCGGAUCGACUGUUUGCGGCAGGCUGACAAAGUUUGGCGUCUGGACCUGGUGAUGGUCAUCCUCUUCAAAGGCAUCCCCCUGGAAAGUACAGAUGGGGAACGCCUUGUCAAGUCUCCACAUUGCACCAACCCAGCACUUUGUGUCCAGCCACACCACAUAACAGUAUCGGUCAAGGAGCUGGACUUGUUUCUAGCAUACUAUGUCCAGGACCAAGACUCGCAGCAGUCAGGAAGUCCCAGUAACAAUGAGCCAGGCAAGAACCCUCUUCCAGUCUACUUGGAAGACAGCUUCAUCAAAUCAGGAGUCUUCAGUGUUACGGAACUGGUGCGGGUGUCCAGAAUGCCCAUCACCCACGGUGCAGCGGUAAACUUCUCCAUGGCCGACAUGCCCAGCCAACCCUACUAUCACGACCUGAACUCCAGCGUGGGGCUGCAUCGCUCCUUGUCCUCCCCACCCGGCAGCAAAAGGCCCAAAACCGUCAGCAUGGACGAGAACAUGGACACCAGCCCAACAGGACCUGACUUCUACUCGUCACCCAGCUCACCGGCCAGCAGUCGGGCAAACUGGCACGAUAGAGAAGGAGCAGACAUGUCCUCUCCUACUAUGAAGAAGCCAGAGAAGCCGCUGUUCAGCCCCACCUCCCCGCAGGACUCCUCGCCUCGACUCAGCACUUUCCCUCAGCCUCAUCACCCAGGCCUAACAGGUGUAGGACACAGUGUUAUAUCGACGAGGAGCCCCCCUCCGCACUCACCCCUUCAGUUCUCGGCCUCGGCUAUCUUGCCCCCGGCGCCAUCACCCUACUUCUCGCACACCACCAUCCGCUACCCUCCCCACCUCAACCCUGCUGAUUCCCUCAAGAGCUACGUGCCGUCAUAUGACCCGUCCAGCCCACAGAGCAGCCAGCCUAACAGCAGUGGUCAGGUGGGAAAGGUCCCAGGCCACUUCACCCCAGUUCUGGCUCCCUCCCCACACCAUGGCGCUGUGCGGCCUGUCUCGCUCUCUAUGCCCGACACUAAGCCCAUCACCACAUCCACAGAAGGUUACUCAGCUCCCGGCACCCCGACGGCUAACCGUUUCGUAGGCCUGAGCCCGAGAGAUCCCGCCUUCCUCCACCAGCAACAGAGGAAGUGUGACUGGAGCGUGACUCAAAACGGCAGGCAUUAUGGCCCCAGUGCCACUGACGACACUUUUGGGAUUACUUGGCAAAGUCCUGGUACCUGGGCGAGCUUAGUUCCAUUCCAAGUGUCGAACGGGACUCCGAUUCUGCCAACAAAUGUCCACCAGAACUACAGCAUAAACAUCAUUGGUGAGCCCCUGGUCCCCGCUGAGACAGGGAACUGAACACACAGAGGCCGGAUGACCCCCAGGGUGGAUGGGUGCUGGUGGUGCAGAGCUAGCACUACAGGUGUCCGCAGCCAUGGAUGAAACCAGCAAAGCAGCAUGAGCUGCACAAUCGUCCCCCCCUCCCCACCUCUCCCAGUCACGCCCCUCCCAUGUCCCUCCCCACUCCCAUCCCUCCCCAUGAAGGACACUGGCCGUGAAGUGAAGACGAGGGUUGGUUCAGAGGAAAGAAAAAAGAGAAAAAGCUUCAGGUCUGCUGUCUCCUCGCCCACACAUCCACCACCCACCAGUCAGUUGUUGUGUUUGCAGAACUUUUCAAUCCAUUCAAAUACUGUGAUGUAUAGAUGCCUUAAUGUUUUAUUGCAUGACACUCUAGUCUCUUAGCGGCAAUUCCUACUAUUUUUCCAUGUUGGGGGAAGAUGUAAAAUCUUGAUUUACACACACACACACAAGUGAAGAGGUCUGCGUAUCGACAACCUCUGCCUGGUGGAUGGCUCCGAGACUCGAAGCUCUCCGACUCAGACCUCUUUAAAAGAGGCUUUCCCACGUCAAACGAUUCACUGUGUACACCAUAGGAACAAAAAAAUUGUGAAUUCAGAGUGUUUCUUCUUCCGUUUGAUUUCAGUUUACUGUGAUACGACUCUUUGUUCAGAAAAUGUGUUGACUUUGCUUAUUCUUUACUGCUACUCACUUCAAUAAUUAACGUGAACACUUACGGUAAGAGUUGAGAACUCUUCAUGCGGUUUUCAAAAAACACUAAAUGUUAGGCUUGAGAUUGGACCCCUCAUUAAAGAAUUUGCAACUCCUUUACAAAAGGAUAUAGAAAAAGACGGAGAAUAAGAAAAUCUCGAUAGAGGCAAGUGCAAUUGAAUUUUUGAAGGGAAGCUAUCAGUCUGUCAGCCCUAAGACUCUAAAGGAAGGGGGAUAAAUAUUAAAUGGUUUUAUGGGUAAAAUGUUUAAGAAAACAUUUGAAUUUGAUUUCAGUCACAUAUCCGUCUCCUCACAUAAGAAAAACAUCAAGCUUGAAAGGCAGUUGAAGGCAAGCACUAAGCUAACUGUGCAGCGCUGAGCAAAACCAGCACUUCUUUUGAGCCCUUCCCAUCAUUAUGGGGAGUUCUUUGUUAUUUAUUUUGGAGAAAGAAAAAUAACCGAACAUAAGCAUAGAAAUGAAACGCACAUAGUGUGUAAAAAUGGAAUUUAUUUCAUUUUGUAAGAUCGAGAGCAUAUGCAUUUGGCCAUCAGCUUCUAAAGCUUAUGUUUAAAAAAAAAGAAAUAUGGAAUGCAAAGUGUUAAUUCAUGGAAAUGUACAAUUCAUGCAAAUGUACAGUAGGCUUAUGUGUAAAGCUAGUUUGUGCAAGGUUAACUCUACAGUGGAAGAGGUUGAAAACUGAAAUUAUAAAUCCAGGUGGUGGCAAGUCCCUGAAAUCUAGAAUUGUGCACGGCAUGUUCACAGCCAUUGCCUCUCUAGUCCAGACAUAUUUAUACAAGGAAAAUCUCUCCAAUACUCUUAAUUUGCACGAUGACAUAUAGUCCACAUUACGUGCCUUGCCUUUGAAUAUAGAGACAUCACUACACUUGUUUUUGCUGCAUUUAUCAUUAUAGAAAAAAAUUAACAUUUUUAUGAUAAGAAUUGUUUUGUACUCUGAAUGAAAUUGUUGAUUUUUAACUUCAUGUACUACUCUAUCUCACAGUUACAUUGCAUAUCAAGGCUGUGUAUAGUUGCCGUUUUAAAGUUUGUAAUCAACCAGCAUUUUUCUUUUCUUUUUUUUUCCCAGUAUUUUGGUGGUUUUUCUAAUAACCUGUCAUCUUUUGUUUUCCUUAUUUUUCAAUGCUCAUUUUCUUCAUCUUCCAGUUACUACUGUGGAGGGUGGAAUUCAGAAUUAUGAAAAUUAUGCAAUACCAAGUUUUGCCUAUGUAGGUAGUGCUUAUAGAUGCGUCAAAUAUUAGAGGCUAGUUUGGAGAUAGACAAUAUUGUAAUGCAUUUAUUUUGUUGAUAUCGUUGUUUGUCGUUGUUGUUGUUGAUGAUGUUGUUGUUGUUGUGGGUGUUUUCCUUUUUUAUUGACCAAAGUGGGGACUGCUUUCUAUGCAGUGUAUGACAAGGUCUUUUUUUUUCUUUCUUUAGCAUAUAGGCCUACCGAAUUACGGUGAGACGUGUUCCAGUGUAUUUUGAAUUCGGGAGUUUUAGGGGGAGGGGCGGUAUUUUUCUAGAAGUACUUAUAAAAAAAUGCACCCUUGGUCUUACUACGGCUGCAAAGUCACUGAUUGGUCUACUGUGACUCUUACUUUCAACUUUCCACCUGGGGUGCUAGCAUGUGACCUUGAAGGAGCUCAUUUUUCACAGGAGAGACGGCUUGACUUGAGUAUGACAAUCAUUUUAAGAAAUCAUUUUGCGUAGAAUCCCAUUCUGUCGUAGAUCCCUUAAAGCUGCAACUGAAGAUGGAUAGCGUUGCAGGCUUUUGUUGAAUACUACGCCGUACUAUUUUAGACGUCACCGAAUGCAAUUCCCAAGUAGAUGCCUUAAACACAUCAGUGAAGUGGCCUGUGACCUGCGCAACAAUCACACACCGACUAAUGCUAGUGAGACCUGUCCAAAUCAGUUGCAGACAGGCUCAAGCAAGCCUUUAGAAAGUAUUUUAUAAGUAGUAGAUUUGUAUAAAUGUAUAUACGAUAUGCACAUAUGUCAAUUCCUGAGACACUUCCCCAGCAGAGCCCCGUAGAGAAUGUUGAAAUAAAUACUGGACCGCAGAAGCAUGGUGUUCUCCUGUCCAGUGGCCCAGUAGAAGCUUAAAUAGAAUCCAUUAGAAGAAAAAUAUAGCACUUAAAUAGCACAUAGGCAAUCGUCUUCUCCCCCAUACAGUGUUUUGAACCUAGUCUUAAACUAAAUCUCUCAGGCGUAUUACAGGGCAUUAUUUAUAUCAAUCACUCUCUUACCAUUUUUAACAUAAAAAAAAUAAAUAAAUAACUUUUCUCACAGAGAGAGCAGCGCCUCCAUUGCUGCUAUGACACCUUUUGCACUCUUUCCCUACAAUCGUGAAAGAAAUGUUUCCCUCAGAGAGACGGUACUAGCGGGAGCUCUCCGGCGUUAAGAGGGCUUAAGAAGCAGAAAAUGUUUUUUUUUUGUUUUGUUUUGGUUUUUUUUAGGGAAAAAUCAAUCCUCAAGUCAAGCUCAAUCUCUCCGUUCUUCACCCAGAUUUUUC